AUGUCGACCAAAGAGCCCGGCGCGAAGGCGAAGAAGCGCGACGACGAGGACUCGUCCGCGGGGCCAUCGCACGUGCAGCUGCUGUCUCCGCCGGGGGGUUCCGCGUCCGCCAGGAAGCGCAAGCUCAAGAGCGCCGCCGCGCCCGCGCACGAUACCGGCACCGGGAAGUCGUCGGGAUCGCGCACCGAGCUCUGCGGGAUCCUGUCGGGACUGCUCGGCCGCUUUAGGCUCAAAUCGCAGAUCUCGCUGGGCGAAGUGGACGACAUCUCGAGCUGGGUGAAUCCGGACGAGUCGUGCGACUGGCGCCUGAGUUCGCUCUCGCAGCUGCACAUUCUGGGCAAGGGCAGCUUCGGCGUCGUCUACCUGGUGCGACACAAGGCCACCAAGGAGCUGGCCGCCCUCAAGUGUAUCGAGAAGCACCACAGGGAGCAGGCUAAGGAAGCCCGACGCGUCGAGGCCGAGCGUGUAGCCUGGCAGGCCGUGUCCCACCAUCCGUUCGUGGCCACACUCAAGGCGUACUACGAGACUACCAGGGCGUGGUGCUUCGUCAUGGAGUACGUGUCCCGGGGCACCCUGAGCCAGAUCAUCCGGCGUUCGGGACCGCUGACAGAGACCAAGGCCAAGCUGGUGUCUGCGCAACUCGCGCACGCGCUCAACUUCGUGCACGGAGCCGGGUACCUGCAUCGGGACAUCAGCUCCUCGAACGUGCUUCUCGACGACCGGGGAAAUGCGCGCCUCAUCGAUUUUGGCCUAUGUCAGUUGGGACUCGAGGCCAAGAACCGCUGCGGCUCCCUCGCGUACAUGGCACCUGAGGUGCUGCGACGGGAACAUUACGGCAUUGGCGCUGACUGGUGGUCUUUUGGCAUCGUCCUAUACACCAUGCUUAUCGGAAAGACUCCUCUGUCCCAAUACGCCGCCGAGCAGAACAUCAAUAUCCAGAUGACGCGCAGGGAGCUGCGCUAUUCCAUGGCAUUGGCGGCCCCCCUGCGGUUCCCUCGUUCUUUGACGGACGAGGCCUACAACAUGCUGCAAGACAUACUUCGAGAGGAUCCCUCGAUGCGCCUCGGAUGUCGCACGGGCGGUGGCUUCACGGAGAUGAUGCAGCACCCAUUCUUCUCGAACGUCGACUGGAGGGCCCUCAUAGACAGCCCUGGCGUCCAGAGUGCUGGUCUCACUUUUGCUUCGCUCACGUCCCCACGCUACUAG
Ixodes scapularis (black-legged tick) is the source of this 1206-nucleotide messenger RNA. Its product is annotated as protein kinase C iota type-like. The record is from RefSeq and is a predicted model, not a curated record. Bases 1 to 1206 code for a protein of 401 amino acids. The transcript is spliced from 10 exons. Gene Ontology annotation, molecular function: ATP binding; protein serine/threonine kinase activity. Lineage: Eukaryota; Metazoa; Arthropoda; Arachnida; Ixodida; Ixodidae. Gene Ontology annotation, biological process: peptidyl-serine phosphorylation; intracellular signal transduction.